Trichoplax adhaerens is the source of this 1026-nucleotide messenger RNA. RefSeq lists its product as uncharacterized. Gene Ontology annotation, molecular function: L-galactose dehydrogenase activity. The record is from RefSeq and is a predicted model, not a curated record. The transcript has 10 exons. NCBI's taxonomy places the organism in Eukaryota, Metazoa, Placozoa, Uniplacotomia, Trichoplacea, Trichoplacidae. The annotation marks the transcript as partial. Gene Ontology annotation, cellular component: cytosol.
CUUCCGAUAACAUACAUCGAUGGCUUUCAUGAUAUCGAAGCUGUUAGAAAGAUGGAAUAUAGGCGAUUGGGUAACACGGAUAUGGAUGUAUCCGUAAUAGGAUUUGGUGGUGCUGCUCUUAGUAGUUUUUACAGUCGCAUUAGUGACAACGACGGUAUUGAGUUAGUUGAAUACGCCAUUAAGCAGGGGAUCAACUUUAUUGAUACUGCACCAUGGUAUGGAUAUGGUAGAUCUGAAAGUCUUUUAGGCAAGGUAUUACCAAAUAUCCCACGAGAUGCAUAUUAUAUUGCAACUAAAGUAGGACGCUAUGAACCAAGUACUGACAGGAUGUUUGAUUUCUCUGCGAAAAAAAUAUUUGCCAGCGUUGAUAACAGCCUAAGAACAAUGAAACUUGACUACCUAGAUAUAUUGCAGGUACACGAUCUGGAAUUUGCUCCUUCUGUGGAUCAAAUUAUAAACGAAACUUUGCCAGCGCUGAAAAUGAUCAAAGAUAGCGGCAAAGUGAGAUAUAUUGGUAUUACCGGCUACCCGUUAAACAUUCUUAAAAAUGUGGCUGAAAAUGCAAAGAUCGAUACCAUUCUUAGCUAUUGUCGCUACUGUUUAUUCGAUACAUCACUAAAGAAUUAUAUGGACUUUUUUGAGUCUUGUGGGUUGGGUGUGAUCAAUGCUGCACCAAUUGGAAUGGGUUUACUGUCUCAGAGUGGUCCUCCGGAAUGGCAUCCAGCUACUACUGAAAUUAAAGACGCUUGUCGAAAAGCAGUAAAUUAUUGCAAUAAAAUUGGCGUUGAUAUAUGUAAAUUAGCUGUACGCUCUUGUAUUGACUGCAAGAGAUUGGCAACAACAGUUAUUAGCUCGACAAAUAUCGAUAUUUUGAAAAGUAAUCUUACUACUGCGCAUGAGCCGCUAACCCAAGCUGAACUUAGAGCGUUGAAAUACAUCAAAAAUAAAUAUUUCCAAGAUCUUAAGAGCAACGAUUGGGAAGGAUUUGAAGUAGCUAAAUAUCGUAGACAAUUGAACGGGCAUUAA